CACGACAUCCUGCAAAUUUCACAUUCACACGCACCCCACGGAGUGAUCUCCUAUUUAUAUGCUGACCUGUGCUGGGGGCAUGCGAGGAGGGUGGCACCUCAGAGCUUGAGGCCGACAGAGCAGUCCGUACAGAGGCGUCCACUGUUGCCGAGACUCCGGCCAUGGCUGUCGACAUCGCCCUGUUGACGGCCAUGUCGAUGAUUUGUUGGAGAAUACGUGCCUGAGUGGCGAGUUGAGCUGAGGUGCUUCCCGGUGGCGUCGGCGGGGUGGUUGAGCCCUCAGGGAUCGGGGUUGGAGGCACAGGGUCCAUGGUAGUGAGUAUAGUAGAUCAGUGAAACAGCAAAGACAGCAGUCCAAAUUUUAUAUUGCUCAGCCAAUCUCACCACGAGGCAGUGCUUACUAGUCAUGCGCCGGAGUGAUAAGGCCCAGUCUCACCUUCAUUCUUGAGUUUUGAAAUGAAAGGAUCGUUUUCAUAUUCAGGAAAUAAUUUCUGUAACAUAAUUCCAACUUGCAACCAGUCAAGCUCUCUGUUUGUCCAACUCAUGUUCAUUUCGUUUUCGUAUGUGACGUUGACGUAAAUAUGAUUAAACAGGUGUACUCCUAACCCAAUUUUCUGGCUCCUAUCUAAGUCAAUGAGAACUAGACUUCUAUUGUCACCGCUUACACAAGUUGUCUCUUCGUAAAUCUAAAUGUGCUAUUCCUGACUCAUGCAAUUUGUUUACAAGUGCCACCAAUGAUUGUGCAUACACUACACAGUUCUGCCUGAUCAAAGAGAUAGCUGGUGGUGGACGACACCGUUGAAAAACAAACAACUCCACAUAGUUCAUAUUAUGUAUGGCUUGGGGAUAACAGAUAAAACGAUCAUAUCGCCUUUGGACUAGGAGUUGGUACAACCGAGAUGCUUCUGCGCCACACAUUGGUUUCUUAUAUACAGUUGUAGAAGCUACAAUGACUACAGAGUCUCCCGACUGAAGUUGUAAUGCGUCAUCUCCCAAGGUGGCAGUAAGAUACGCAUUGGUGACUGGAUAAUUAAAUACCUUCAUAGUAGGAUCCCACGUCGUACUUCCCCAAUGAUGUUCGUUUUGUUUAUAAAUAGUUGCGAGUCUUCUAUCGAUAUCGUUUAUUUCGACACAAGAAUGAGUCUCUUCAAACUUGAACUUUUCAUCUGACCAAUUCACUUCAACCUGCACCACACACUGCUUACUUGCCCAAGGAAAGUAAAAUCCAGUAAUGGUAUCCGUCGGUGGGAUCAUAGAUAGAGUAGAAGAGGGAUUGGAAACAGAAGUGAUUCACGUGAUGUUUUACAAUGAAGUCUACGUAGUGGCUCUGGGACCAUCCGUGUAUCUCCUCAUAACUCCCGCAAAAGCCCGGGAAACUUAUUGUGUCCAAAGCAUACAUCUCAGAGCUACCCCCAUUACUGAAGCACAUGCCCCCUGAUAGUAGGUAUCAAUUUGAAACAAAGAAAAUAUAAUCUCGAUUGUCGUGAAGUAGCCAGAGGUACACAGAGCGCUUUUCAUGCUUGUGUUCCUAUAGUACCUUUGAUAUAGCUAAGGCUUUGUAACUAAAUUGUGUCCUGUGUCCCAAAUGGCCUCAAGUAUCAGAGAAAGUUGAUGUUUAGCAGCAGAACUGCUCGUGGACUUCUUACAGAGAGCAAAACAAUUCUCAUGAAUUAUUCAUGUUUAGCCCUCGUGUUAAAAAGUAAGCCUCGAUUAAAACCGCGGAGAUACACGGAUGGUACUUCGAGGGUACUUCCGUUUCCAAUCCCUCUUCUACUCUAUCUAUGGUGGGAUCAGUGGGAUCUGUAGGCUACACCGGUUUCAGAGUGAAGCUAACAUUUGUGCAAGGUGAAUUGUCAGUUUUAGACAAGUGGUACUCCAUUUUGAUGCUGACUCCAAUUCGCAAAUAAAAAUGGUGGCGCCGUCUUUCACAAUGCUACAAUCGGGUCUUUUUACUUCACUCGUUGGUAUCGUACACACAUGUGGGAUGAAUAUCAAAUCUUUAUCAUUCUUGACUUCCUGUCCGAUAGCAGUUUGUAUGUACCUACACAGAGCUUUCUCGGCUUCUGUGUGAUUAACAUACGGGGUUGGGAUUCGUGUGAUAUCGUUUAAAUUGUAUGGUACUCGGACCUUAGGUACAUCCUUUUUAGCGUGAAAACAUCUUUCGAUAUAAUCUUCGACGACAACUGGUCUGCUAUUAGAUGUGCUGAGCACACUCGCCGAGCUCACGGAUGUAAUGGAGGAAAGCCAUACUUGUGUAAAGAUUGCCCCCAGGCGCUCGAAAAGACAUCCAACAAAAGAGAGCCAAAUAGUUGAAUCUGAGGAGGACUCGGAUGAAGAAACUGUGACCACCAUAUCUAGAUCUCUAUCAGGACGAAUUGUCUGAAAUUUUCAUAGUAUGAUUUUACACUAUGCAUGUGUCGUGAAAUUUUGUAUAUAGAUGCUUUGAAUUCUUUUGCUGUCUUUAUGUGUAAAAAUUAAUAGUGGGCGUGACCAAGUACGUAGUAUAAUAGUUGUAAAGAAGUAUUGGCCAAGAAUCUGUGUUAUUAUUAUUUUGCUAUACGUACACUUACUGGAGUUCUUCUCGGGUGUAAUAUAAUAUUUCUUUGAUGGCUAUCAGUGCUUGUGGAAACAAGAAAAGAAAAGAAGUUGUAAAUGGAGAGUCAGAUGGUUCUACUCUAAGGGAGCCUACUUGGUCUUGCUAUGGAACCUGCUGGUCAACUUGUCAUUUGCGACUACCCUGCUAUUGUUUUCUGGUCGAUUCGCUGGUUAUUUUUCAUCAAGUCCAUUGUAUGUGUCGAUACUGAUAGCCAUUGUACUUGUAUGUUCUCUUGUCAUUUCGGCUCCAUUAUCAGGUUGGCUGGCUGAUGCUAAACUCGGAAACUUGAAAGUUCACAAAAUCGGUAUUUUUCUAACGACUUUGGUGACAUGUGUGCUCAUGUUGACAACUGAGUUAAGCUUUCAAUUUUCAGUGUCAUUGCUAGCCUAUCUUUAUUAGGAUAUGGAGCUUUCUUAUCUACCUCUGUCCAGCUAGGUCUUGAUCAAAUGCCUGAAGCUUCUUCAGACUUAAUUGGCAUUAUUUUCUUGUUAUUGCCAGCUAUUGGAUAGGUAUAGUAUUGUACGAUAUUAAAAAUGAAUGUGUUGAUGAAAAGUACAACCUGACUUAUAACCAGAUGCUGAGCUUUUUCUCUGUGUUUUGUAUGAGUAUUGUUCUAAUUUCUGAUUUUUGUCUCUCCUUGAAGUGUCUGGUAGUUGAACCAAAAGCAACUCAGUCUCUGAAAACCAUCUAUCAAGUUCUCAAGUUUGCUGCCAAGCUCCCGUCAAUCGCAGUGCUCUCACAUAUUGGGAGGAAGACAUACCUUCUAGACUAGAUCUUGGCAAAUCAAGGUAUGGUGGACCAUUCACUACAGAGCAAGUUGAAGAUGUGAAAACAGUAUUUCGUGUCUUUUCUCUUGGUUUAACAACGUUGUUUGUAUAUUACUUCUUUACUGCUGCAAGUAUUAGUAGAAAGGCUAUCACAUUUUCCUCGCUAACCGAAUGUGAAAGUACCAUUGUUUUUCUGUUUAGUUACAGUGCUCCAGUAAGUUUCUUCAUUGGAAUGUUGGUGCAAGAAUUUUUGAUUUAUCCUUUAGCCCGAGGCACAUUACAUUAUCAGGAGUGUAUGAAGAGGAGUAUCCAACCGUAGCAGUUGUAGUGCAAACCAGGUUCCGGUAUGAGUAUGUCAUACCACGUUACUAUCAGACCUCAUCUUAAGUGGGUGCGUAGGUGUAGUGGUUAAUUAGUUAAAAAUGAUAUCAGCAUACACACGUGUGGUUUGUACCUCCAGUCCACAUUUAAUGGCUAACAGUUUACACAACUACAUGUGUUAGUGAGGGAUUCAGUCCGGGAUGUAGAAUGGAAUGUGCGUGGGAGUCGCAUACUCCUCUUCAUACACUCCUGGUUAUAUAUAUAUAGUGUCACUGUAUAGUAGUCAGUCAUUGUGUCUGUUAGUGUGUUUGUUUCUAUAAAAUAUGUAUUCUUGUUUUGCUCUACUUAAUAAUGCUACGUUUAUAGCAUACCGUUUCACAAUGACAAUGAGCAAUGCACCCUCAUUUAUGGCCCAUUUGUGAAACAGCCAACCUGAGCAUGCAAAACUCUUGGUGGGUGUGGUUUGCUGGCAUUAAACCGCGAAUAUUCUUCCACGCGUUGCCAAAUAGCGAAAAUUUCACCAGUAUUAGGAAAUAACUGCUCUGUGAAGUUAUAGGCAUUGCAGUGAACAAGAAAAUUAAGCAAGUCACAAAUCUGCCAAAAGCAAUGUUAGUACCUUAGGUAUCUCAUAGCGACCACUCCAACCAUAACUAUAGCAAAUGACGUGAUGGUCACAAACAUGCUGCCUAUAGAAACAUCAGUUUAGUAUUCCCUCAUCAGCCAUGUCCAUGCACCGAGGAGAGCAGCUCUCUAACACAGUCAAUGCGACCCACAGAAGCACCCAUGGCUUCCCCUGAUCAUCCCAAUGUGCUUCAAUAGCCAGGCUGAUUUUUUUCAGACGAGGGUUUUUUCUUAUAAGCGUCGAUAGCGUCCAGAGGUUCAGUUGUAACCUCAUUCCAGAAGGAGCUAGGAGGGUGUGAUGUAUAGGAUUUGCAUUCACCUAUCCUACAACAAUGAGAACAUAAUACACAUAAUUAUGCUUCUUGUCGAUCUCUAAUCGUUUAAUUGAUCUGAUUGGUCAGGUCGGAAUUCCGUCCCAGCCAAAAGAAGACUAAAGUGCUCAGACUCUCUCCUGUCGGGUGCGGCUAAUUUAUGAGACUAAGUUGGCUGAUUCAGUUGAAUCUUGCUGUGGUAUUUUAGGAGCAUUGCUUGAGUGCUUGAGUUAUUAGUGUAACUAUGGUGUCACAAUCAUGCUUGUCCUUAUUAGGCAUCCAUCAACAUACCUGUUGCUUGAGUGUUAGUGCUCUAUUAGCAGUGCUCUAUUAGCUAUGACCAAGUACGUAGUAUAAUAGUUGUAAAGAAGUAUUGGCCAAGAAUCUGUGUUAUUAUUAUUUUGCUAUACGUACACUUACUGGAGUUGCUUCUCGGGUGUAAUAUAAUAUUUCUUUGAUGGCUAUCAAUGCUCGUGGAAACAAGAAAAGAAGUUGUAAAUGGAGAGUCAGAUGGUUCUACUCUAAGGGAGCCUACUUGGUCUUGCUGUGGAACCUGCUGGUCAACUUGUCAUUUGCGACUACCCUGCUAUUGUUUUCUGGUCGAUUCGCUGGUUAUUUUUCAUCAAGUCCAUUGAUGUGUCGAUACUGAUAGCCAUUGUACUUGUAUGUUCUCUUGUCAUUUCGGCUCCAUUAUCAGGUUGGCUGGCUGAUGCUAAACUUGGAAACUUAAAAGUUCACAAAAUCGGUAUUUUUCUAAUCUUUUUGUCGACUUUGGUGACAUGUGUGCUCACGUUGACAACUGAGUUGUUUAACAGUAACAGUCUUAAGCUUUUAAUUUUCAGUGUCAUUGCUAUCCUAUCUUUGUUAGGAUAUGGAGCUUUCUUAUCUACCUCUGUCCAGCUAGGUCUUGAUCAAAUGCCUGAAGCUUCUUCAGAAAACAUUAGUAGCUUUCUUAAUUGGCAUUAUUUUCUUGUUGUUGCCAGCUAUUGGAUAGUUAUAGUAUUGUACGAUAUUAAAAAUGAAUGUGUUAAUGAAAAGUACAACCUGACUUAUAACCAGAUACUGAGCUUUUUCUCUGUGUUUUGUAUGAGUAUUGUUCUAAUUUCUGAUUUUUGUCUCUCCUCGAAGUGUCUGGUAGUUGAACCUAAAGCAACUCAGUCUCUGAAAACCAUCUAUCAAGUUAUCAAGUUUGCUGCCAAGCACAAGGCUCCCCUCAAUCGCAGUGCUCUCACAUAUUGGGAGGAAGACAUACCUUCUAGACUAGAUCUUGGUAAGUCAAGGUAUGGUGGACCGUUCACUACAGAGCAAGUUGAAGAUGUGAAAACAGUAUUUCGUGUCUUUUCUCUUGGUUUAACAACAUCGUUUGCGUAUUGCUUCUUUACUACUGUAAGUAUUAAGACUGCCACAUUUGUUUCGUUAACGGAAUGUGAAAGCACCGUCGUUUUUCUGUUUAGCUACUUUGGUCUAGUAACUUUCUUAAUUGGAAUUUUGUUGCAAGAAUUUUUGAUUUAUCCUUUAGCCCGAGGCAAAUUUCCUGGUACUUUGACAAGAUUUAAAGCUACAUACUUCCUUAUCGUAACCAUUUGUGUCUUGUGUCUUAUUUUAGCUGUUCUCAAGUACUUUGGACUUGUCCCUAGUUUAUCAAUUGAUGUUAUUUUCCCAGUGUCUAGUGGUUUGCUGUCUGUGGUUUAUAUACCUACAGAAUUGGAGUUUGCAUGUGCUCAGUCACCAUACAAUACGAGAGGGUUGCUUGUUGGUUUGGUCUACAUUAAAUUUGCUGGGUCUCUUUUCUUCAAUAUCGUGAUGAGUAGUGCAUGUACUAGUGAGGAGUACUGCAUCAUCAUAAAAUGGUCUGUAUUGACUGGGCUCAUUUUGUUUGGAUUUGUGUUGUUCGUUUUUGUGGUUCGCCGAUACAAGUUAAGAACGAGGGACGAUGGUUUUGUAGCUCAACAAAUUAUUGAAGAGAUAUACGAUCGAAACCUCACUGCUGCUGCUCAGCUAGAGCAACCACGCAAUUUUGCAACUAUGAAAUGAUAUUGAUUUUGUAUGUACACUCAUAUUUAUAUUUGACUUGUGUGGACACAAUAAUUAACCUGAGGCAGGCAUGUAGGCAGUGACAGGUUAUAUAUAUAUAGUGUCACUGUAUGGUAGUCAGUCAUUGUGUCUGUUAGUGUGUUUGUUUCUAUUAAAUUGAUGCAUGCAAUGCCGUUCUUAAAGCCUGCUUUUUCAUAAUAAUUGUUAUAGGAAUUCAUAAUUGUUAUAGGAACUGAAUUGCAAUUAUUAUUUCUUUUAAUUGAUGGUUAGUUGCCUGCCGCUAGAUUUCUUCUACUGAUUUUUUUCUACUUCAAUAGAAUCACACAUCGAGAGGGUUUAGUGCCAAAUUAAUAUUCCAGUUAUACGGUAUUCGGUUUAAGCUCAAUCUUUGGAUGCCUUGGGAUGAAACCUUAGUUAGAAAAUACACGCCUGUAUGUAAUUAAU
This is a messenger RNA of Halichondria panicea, 7093 nucleotides long. RefSeq names its product solute carrier family 15 member 4-like. The record is from RefSeq and is a predicted model, not a curated record. Bases 5531 to 6649 code for a protein of 372 amino acids. The transcript has a single exon. NCBI's taxonomy places the organism in Eukaryota, Metazoa, Porifera, Demospongiae, Suberitida, Halichondriidae.